Messenger RNA from Stegastes partitus (bicolor damselfish), 502 nucleotides. RefSeq names its product cytochrome c oxidase subunit 4 isoform 2, mitochondrial-like. NCBI's taxonomy places the organism in Eukaryota, Metazoa, Chordata, Actinopteri, Pomacentridae. The transcript has 3 exons. Gene Ontology annotation, biological process: mitochondrial electron transport, cytochrome c to oxygen. The record is from RefSeq and is a predicted model, not a curated record. Gene Ontology annotation, cellular component: respiratory chain complex IV. Bases 158 to 457 code for a protein of 99 amino acids.
GGCUCCCUCCCAUCCAGCCUUCUCUCACCCGCCCACCAGUUGGUUCCUGCUUACUGCUAUGUGGAGAUAAGAGCGGAGACGAACCGGGGAAAGAAGGCCCAAACUUGUCUUUUUUAACUCUCUCAAGACUUUUGCUUCCUCCGAUCCUACGGCUACUAUGCUGCGUCUGAGCACCGGCCGGGUAGGAAGCCUCCUGGCCAGCAGGGCGGCGGCAGCUCUGCCCAGCAGCAGCAGCAGCAGCGUGAGGAUGGCGAGCCACGGCCACGAGGUGUCGCAGGCGGAGGACAUGUCUCGGCCGAUGUACUGGGACCGGGUGGACACCCCGCUGCCGGACCGGGCCUACAAAGACGUCCUCUCCGAUACUGACAAGAACCUGAAGCAGAAGGAGAAAGGACCCUGGAGUCAGCUGAGCAAGGAGGAGAAGAUCGCCUGUAGGUUCAGAAACACCUUCACAUGAUGCCAGAGUGUUUAUCUACAUAAAUACAGGCUGAAAAUACUUGUA